UACAAUGACAAAUAUGUGCAUUCAUGUCAGGGAGCACAAAGGAGCCGUGACUUUGUAUGUGACUCAUUCAUGGAGGGCUGUUUCUGCCCUGAGGCUACCAUCUUGUUCAACACAUUCUCUGACACCUGUGUUCGUGACUGUGGAUGCACAGGACCUGAUGGAAAACCCAAACAGUUUGGUGAGACUUGGUACAGUAACUGCCAGAAGUGCACGUGUAAUGCUGACACACUGAGUGUCCAGUGUGAACCAGUGAAAUGUCCGCCCCAAGAAAUUGUUACCUGUAAGAAAUACGGGGAGGUGUUGGUCAACGAGACGGUGGACUGCUGUCAGAUAAAUACAUGUGUGGCCAAACCUGUUUGUGUCCACAACAAUACUGAAUACACGCUUGGGGAGUUUUGGUCGCCCCCUAGUGACCGCUGUGUGAAGUAUGAAUGCACAAAGACAAACAACCAGUUCAUCAUUGUGGAAUCCAAAUUUAAAUGCCCAGUGUUCCGUCCAGAGGACUGUGUCCCUGGAACUGAGAAAACUGAUGCAAAUGGAUGUUGCACAACCUGCACUUUAAUCAGUCACUGUGAUGUGAAGAACACCACCACCUACCUAGAGGUGAAUAACUGCAGGUCCUCUGUGCCGGUGGAAAUCUCAGCCUGCGGGGGAUCCUGUGGAACAUCUUCUAUGUACUCUGCAGAGAAAAACACCCUGAUGCACUCCUGCUCCUGCUGUCAAGAGAUGUCUACCAGUGAGAGGAAGGUGGAGAUGGUCUGCCCUGACGGGAAGAAGAUCAUGCAGUCCUACAUUUACAUUGAUAAGUGUGGCUGCCAUGACUCUGAGUGUGACAAGAACAACCACUUAGAUUAGGCCUUGAAGAAUGAAGUCUUUUGAAGUGUUCUUAUUUACCUGCAUGGAAUAUUAAAUAGUUUUAUCUAAAGGGAACCAAUAGGGUCUGUCUCAUUAUCAUAUAGGCUACUUUCAUGAACUGCAUGUCCUUUCUCUCUACACUAUCAUAGACAUUAUGCAAACCUAUUAAACUGAUGAAGAAGCAUGAA
Oncorhynchus kisutch (coho salmon) is the source of this 1043-nucleotide messenger RNA. RefSeq names its product mucin-5B. The transcript has 8 exons. Gene Ontology annotation, molecular function: protein binding. Gene Ontology annotation, cellular component: extracellular matrix. Bases 70 to 855 code for a protein of 261 amino acids. Lineage: Eukaryota; Metazoa; Chordata; Actinopteri; Salmoniformes; Salmonidae. The record is from RefSeq and is a predicted model, not a curated record.